Molecule: messenger RNA, 763 nt
Organism: Liolophura sinensis
Lineage: Eukaryota; Metazoa; Mollusca; Polyplacophora; Chitonida; Chitonidae
Product: E3 ubiquitin-protein ligase RNF181-like
Exons: 6
Coding region: 100-570 (156 amino acids)
Biological process (GO): protein ubiquitination
Cellular component (GO): cytoplasm
Molecular function (GO): ubiquitin protein ligase activity
Source: RefSeq, a predicted model, not a curated record
ACAGCGGUCAAACAAUAAAUAACACAUGCGUGCGGAUGAUUUCGCAGAUAUUCGAUCCAGUCAACCUCUAGCCGUAAUCUUUUCCUGACGUCUUCUGAAAUGGCAUCGUAUUUCGACGAACACAACUGUGAGCCGUUGGGCAACAACGAACAACCUAACCACGCUCUACAUUUAGCCAGACUUCUUAUGGACUCAGGCAUCGCAGCAGAAUUUGAACUGGAAUUUGACAGGUUGUUUGGAGGAGAUAGGAAAGUACCACCUGCAUCUAAACAGGCUGUAGAAGAGCUGCCAACUGUAAUAAUUACACCAACCAAAGCUGCCCAGGAGGUGAAGUGUCCAGUGUGCUUAGGCCUGUUGGAUGAAGGGGAUGAGGCCAGAGAAAUGCCCUGUAAACACUUGUUCCACACAACCUGUAUCUUACCUUGGCUUGAGAGGGUUAAUUCUUGUCCAGUGUGUCGUCAAGAGCUACCCACAGAUGACCCGGAGUAUGAGGAGUAUAAGAAGCAGAAAGCGAGGAGCAAACAGAGGGAGUUUGAACUGGAUACACUACAUAACUCAAUGUUUGGAUGACAUGAUUGUAUGGGUAGAAAUGAUUUAAGACAUUUUAAUAUUGAUUGCUAUCUUGGAAAAUGGAACAGAAACGCAGGAAUGAGCAGUAAAGGCUGUGUAAGAACAUUGACAAGAUGUAACUGUUAUAACGCAUGUGAACGUUGGCUCCUCGUUGACGUACAGCUCUUUAGAACAAUCCCUUCAUAUACAUGUA